Messenger RNA from Zingiber officinale, 2274 nucleotides. RefSeq lists its product as uncharacterized. Lineage: Eukaryota; Viridiplantae; Streptophyta; Magnoliopsida; Zingiberales; Zingiberaceae. The transcript is spliced from 4 exons. The record is from RefSeq and is a predicted model, not a curated record. The coding region runs from base 1 to 2274 and encodes 757 amino acids.
AUGGCUUAUCAUGAUUGCAUCCUUUAUAGGAAACAAUAUAAAGACUGCGUAAGCUGCCCGAAAUGUGGCUUAUCAAGAUGGAAGCUAACCAAGAAAAAUGUUGAGAAGAAAGGUGUUCCUGCCAAAAUGGUUUGGUAUUUCCCUCCCAUACCAAGACUUAAGUGCAUGUUUAAAUCUUUAGAAACUUCCAGAAAUUUAACAUGGCAUGCAGAUAGCACAAGAGUUGUUGGUCAGUUACGCCAUCCAAUUGAUUCACCGUCAUGGAAAUUGGUGGAUCAUAUGUGGCCCGACUUUGGAAGUGAGGCAAGAAAUAUUCGCCUGGCACUUGCAGCCGAUGGAAUUAAUUCUCACAACAAUCUUAGUAGUUGCUACAGCUGCUGGCCAAUCAUGCUGGCCACAUAUAAUUUGCCUCCAGACAUGUGCAUGAAAAGGAAAUUCAUCAUGCUAACGAUGCUCAUUUCAGGGCCGAAACAGCCUGGAAACGAUAUCGACGUCUACCUUAAGGUUCUGGUUGAUGAUUUGCAGCUGUUGUGGGAAGGAGUUGAUGGAGUUUAUGAUGCUUAUCGAAGGGAGGUUUUCACUCUUAAAGCAGUUCUUUUAUGGACCAUCAACGACUUUCCUGCAUAUGGUAACCUUAGUGGAUGUACUACACAUGGUUAUUACGCAUGCCCAAUAUGUGGUGAGGAUACUUAUGCAAAGCACUUACAAAAUGGGAAGAAAAUGUCAUUUGCUGGGCAUAGACGAUUCCUACCACGAUUUCAUCCAUAUCGGAGGCAAAUAAAGGGGUUUAAUGGCAUGGAGGAACUUGGUGAAGCAGGUAGGCCAUUAUCUAGAAUUAAGUUGUUUGACAAGCUUUCAGACAUAACAUGUGAGUUUGGAAAGAAAACAAGUGGAAAAACCAAGCACAAUGUGGCAGCUAGGUUGGACAUGGUUCAGAUGGGAAUUAGGCCUCAAUUGGCUCCUAAAAUUGGUGAGAAAAGAACAUAUCUACCUCCUACAGCAUGCUCAUUCACAAAAAAUGAGAGAUUACAAGUAUGUAGGUCAUUAAUGGAUAUAAAAGUUCCGGAAGGUUUCUCAUCAAACAUGAAGAAUCUUGUCUGCAUGGAUGAGAUGAAGCUGAGUAGCUUGAAAUCACAUGAUUCUCAUGUUAUAAUGCAGCACUUCCUGCCAAUAGUCAUACGUAAUUCUCUGUCAAAAUAUGUUAGAUAUGUUGUCAUAAGAUUAUGCUUCUUCUUCAAAGAUAUUUGUUGCAAGAUUAUCGAUGUAGCCAAGUUAGAUAAGCUGCAAUCUGACUUGAUCGUUACACUCUGCUUAUUGGAGCAGUAUUUCCCCCCUUCUUUCUUCGAUAUCAUGCUCCACUUAACAGUUCAUCUUGUUCGUGAAGUCCAAUUAUGUAGACCAGUCUACUUCAGAUGGAUAUACCCAUUUGAAAGAUGCAUGAAGGUGUUGAAAAGUUACGUAGGCAGUCGAAAAUAUCCAGAAGGUUGCAUUGUUCGGAGAUAUGCAGCAGAAGAAGCAGUUGAAUUUUGUUCAGAAUAUCUCAAUGACCUUGAUCCUGUUGGGGUCCCUAAAUCACUACGUGACCCAAACACAAGCAUUCCUGGAUUCUCAGCAAGCAAUUCAUCAAUCAUCGUCCAACAAAUUGAUCUCCAACAAGCACACUUGACUGUUCUAGAAAAUACAGAAGAAAUAUCUCCAUACAUUAUUGAACACAAAUCCUUCUUGAAGACAAUGUUUCCCAAGAAACAGAAAGAUGCAAGGUGGAUACAAGAUGCUCAUAAUAAGAGGUUCAUUGACUGGUUUCGUGCAAAGGUGGCUGCUGAAAUCGAUAGUUGUAAUGGUGGAAUGACAUCAUCAUUGAGAUGGCUGGCCCAUGGACCACGUGUGCGAGUCUUAAAGUGUGAUAGCUAUGUCAUAAAUGGCAAUUUAUACCAAACAAAAGAGCGGGAUGAUGAGAAAGUUUGUCAAAACAGUGGUGUUUCUCUACUUGCCAACACGAUGCUUGUUUGUAGUGCCAAAGAUAAGAAUCCCGUGUUAGAGAAUGUGACUUUUUAUGGAGUUAUUGAAGAGAUAUGGGAACUAGACUAUCAUCAAUUUCAAGUUCCUCUUUUCAAGUGCGCAUGGGUAUCAAAUGACAAAGGAAUACAAUACAACGAUGAAUGUGGCUUCACCUUAGUUAAUCUGAACAAACGAGGCCACCAGAAGGAUGAAUUUGUGCUUGCAAGUCAAGUUAGACAAGUAUUUUAUGUUGCUGACCCACUGAACAAAGGGUGA